Molecule: messenger RNA, 2244 nt
Organism: Diospyros lotus (date-plum)
Lineage: Eukaryota; Viridiplantae; Streptophyta; Magnoliopsida; Ericales; Ebenaceae
Product: monocopper oxidase-like protein SKU5
Exons: 9
Coding region: 192-1979 (595 amino acids)
Cellular component (GO): plasma membrane
Molecular function (GO): oxidoreductase activity; copper ion binding
Source: RefSeq, a predicted model, not a curated record
GAGUAAAAUAGAGCCGUUUACUCUCUCUCUCUCUCUCUCUCUCACUCACUCAUCCGGUUCUUUUUCAAACGCGGAUACUCUUUUCUCUAUCUCUCAUCUCUCUGCCUGCCUCUGCGUCUUUGCUCUCUUUCUUCUUUCUUCCUUUCUGAUAAUGUAAAAAAGCACAGCAAAGCUCUCGUAAAAGUCGCUACAUGGCUUCGCCUUCGCCUUCUGUUGUUUCUGUGCUCUUCAUCUACAUUUCUCUCUUCACCGCCCUCUCUCUCGCUGAAGAUCCAUUCGUUAACUACGAUUUUGAGGUCUCUUACAUCACCGCUUCUCCGCUGGGUGUGCCCCAACAGGUUAUCGCCAUUAAUGGACAUUUUCCGGGGCCAACAAUUAAUGCGACUACGAACAACAAUGUGGUCAUCAAUGUACGGAACAAAUUGGAUGAGGAUCUUCUUAUGACUUGGGCUGGGAUUCAACAGAGACGAUGUUCUUGGCAAGACGGGGUACUGGGCACGAAUUGCCCCAUUCCUCCAAAGUGGAAUUGGACGUACCAAUUUCAAGUCAAGGAUCAGAUUGGGAGCUACUUCUACUUCCCGUCCCUUAAUUUUCAGCGAGCUUCCGGUGGGUUUGGUGGCUUUAUCAUUAACAACAGGCCUAUAAUCGCAAUUCCUUUUGAUACCCCAGAUGGUGAUAUCACGAUUUUGAUUGGUGAUUGGUACACCAGGAACCACACGGCUUUGAGGAAGGCCCUUAAUGCAGGGAAAGAUCUUGGGAUGCCAGAUGGGGUUCUUAUUAAUGGAAAAGGCCCUUACAGAUAUAAUAAUUCACUUGUUCCUGACGGCAUUGACUAUGAAACAAUUCAUGUUCACCCAGGUAAAACAUAUCGCAUCCGUGUACACAAUGUUGGAGCAUCAACAAGUUUGAACUUCAGAAUUCAGAACCAUAACUUGCUUCUAGCUGAAACAGAGGGAUCAUAUACAGUGCAGCAAAACUACACUAGCUUAGACAUUCACGUUGGACAAUCGUAUUCUUUCUUGGUAACCAUGGAUCAGAAUGCAAGUACGGAUUACUACAUUGUAGCAAGUGCCAGGUUUGUGAAUGAAUCACUCUGGAAAAGAGUUACUGGUGUUGCCAUCUUGCACUAUUCAAAUUCAAAAGGGAAGGCAUCCGGCCCCCUUCCAGACCCACCAAAUGAUGAAUUUGAUAAAACCUUCUCCAUGAACCAGGCCAGAUCCAUCAGGUGGAAUGUAUCUGCCAGUGGCGCUCGUCCCAAUCCACAAGGCUCCUUUAGAUAUGGCUCAAUUAAUGUGACUGACCUUUAUGUCUUAAAAAACAAGCCACCAGUGACGAUCAAUGGGAAACAGCGGACGACACUUAGUGGAAUAUCAUUUGUCAAUCCUGCCACCCCAAUCAGGCUUGCUGACCAUUUCAAAUUGAAGGGAGUGUACAAGCUCGAUUUCCCCAAUAAGCCAAUCACAGGACCACCUAAGAUGGCAACAUCAGUAAUCAAUGGUACAUAUAAGGGAUUUAUGGAAAUUAUACUGCAAAAUAAUAACACCAAGGUGCAGACAUAUCACUUGGAUGGCUAUGCCUUUUUUGUGGUCGGGAUGGAUUAUGGUGAGUGGACAGAGAAUAGCAGGGGCACAUACAACAAGUGGGAUGGUAUUGCUCGCACCACAACUCAGGUUUUCCCUGGGGCAUGGACAGCAAUUUUAAUCUCCCUUGACAAUGUUGGAAUUUGGAAUUUGAGAACAGAAAACCUAGACUCGUGGUAUCUCGGUCAAGAAACGUACGUCCGGGUUGUCAAUCCAGAGCCCAAUAACAAAACUGAGUUUCCCAUACCAGACAAUGCUCUCUUCUGUGGUUCCCUAAGCAAAAUGCAGAAGCCUCAAGAUAUCUCUCUGGCAACAUCAAUUAUGGGUAACAACAGAUCAAAUCUGUUCUUCAGUUUGGUGGUGAUGAUAUGUGUUGCUGUAAUUUCUAGUUUCCGCUAAACUUCUCCUACUUGGAUUGUUGCUUGGGGUGGGAGACUGGCUUGCUGGCUGAGGUGUGAAAUUCUAGGAUUGUCGAUAUGAAUUUUCAGUAAUCUUUAAAGGAUUUUUUUUGAUUUGCAGAGUACCUUGUUGAUCCAUGUUUAAUUUAUUGGGACUUGCCAUUCUUUUAUAACCAAAAUUUUAUUUGUAUUAUGAUGAUAAUUCAUCAAUUUUCAAAUACAAUAUGACUACUUUCUUCUGGCUACAACUCUCUAUGUUUAUUAUU